AUGUCCAACAUCAGAGACAGCCCAAAUCUCAUCCGCAACGAGUACGGCCGCGGCAGAUGGGAAAAUGUAAUCGACUACAUCAAUGAAAUGCAGGAUAAAACAAUCUACAUUCCUCCGGGGCCUGCCAAUAUCCACAGCUCGAAGGACUACGACCUCCGGAUCGACCUGCAGGGCGUAUUCCCAGACCACUCGCGGCCUAAUGUGACGUGGUUCAAUAUCCAAGUGCAGGAAAAUAGAGCUCGGGGUGGUGCCAACACAACCGUCUUCACGACAUACAUCCACAAAGAAGGAUACGAGAACUGGAGCUCGCACCACCUGAACAGCUCGACAAUCCUCAAAGCCAUGAAGCAGCAGGCUCUGCACCAGCAGCCGGAAUGCUGUGUUUUCAUGACACGCAACGGGAACUCGAUCUCUUCUGCGCGGAUUCCGCGGUCCCCGGAUGGGAUUCGGUAUACGAUUUGGACGCCGUAG
Aspergillus puulaauensis is the source of this 471-nucleotide messenger RNA. RefSeq lists its product as uncharacterized. Lineage: Eukaryota; Fungi; Ascomycota; Eurotiomycetes; Eurotiales; Aspergillaceae. The transcript has 2 exons. The coding region runs from base 1 to 471 and encodes 156 amino acids. The record is from RefSeq and is a predicted model, not a curated record.